This is a messenger RNA of Penicillium argentinense, 1284 nucleotides long. Its product is annotated as NAD-dependent epimerase/dehydratase family protein. NCBI's taxonomy places the organism in Eukaryota, Fungi, Ascomycota, Eurotiomycetes, Eurotiales, Aspergillaceae. Gene Ontology annotation, cellular component: cytosol. The transcript has a single exon. The record is from RefSeq and is a predicted model, not a curated record. The coding region runs from base 1 to 1284 and encodes 427 amino acids. Gene Ontology annotation, molecular function: UDP-glucose 4-epimerase activity. Gene Ontology annotation, biological process: beta-D-galactose catabolic process via UDP-galactose, Leloir pathway.
AUGGACAGUCGUCGGAGGUCAGACGCAAGCACUCCAAUGGAGAGCGAGUCGCCAGUUUCUGUGGACACACCGGCCACUGAGUCGUCGGUACUGUUCGACAACCUCGACGAGCUUCUUCGAAGAAUCCCUAUUCAAAGUUAUAUUCUGGUCACCGGUGGCCUUGGUUUCAUCGGGAGUCACACUACAUUGGAGCUUCUCAAGGCCAAUUAUAACGUCAUUGUGAUCGACAAUCUCAGCAAUUCCUUUGAAAACGUCUUUGACCGCAUCAGCCUUCUGGCUCAAAAGUUCCACGAUGAAAACGGCAUCCAAAUGCCGACUUUGCGAUUGCAUGCGCACGAUUAUAGAGACACUUCGUCUCUUCGACCUCUACUGGAAGAAUACCAGCUGCCGUCGCGAUGGGGUGCCCCCAAGUCCAAGAUCGCGGGUGUGAUCCACUUCGCGGCGUAUAAGGCUGUGGAGGAGAGCAUCCGUCACCCUUUGAAAUACUAUGCCAACAACGUCAGCGGUCUCAUUGACUUUGCUUCGACUCUCGGAGAGUUUGGCAUCAAAACAUUCAUCUUCUCGUCUUCGGCAACUGUAUAUGGUACCCUGGCAACGUCAGGCCUUCCAUUGAAGGAGGAGCUUUGUGUACAUAAAGAAGAACAGUAUAUCGACGAUGUCGGCGCAGUACAGACCAUCCAGCCCGGCUGCACAGGGAUCACAAACCCAUAUGGUCGCACAAAAUGGAUCUGUGAGACCAUCCUCGCCGAUCUGGCUGCCUCCGAUCCGGAGUGGACCAUCGUCGCGCUUCGAUACUUCAACCCCGUUGGAUGCGAUUCAUCCGGUCUGCUGGGCGAGGACCCAAGGCAGGCACCCACGAACCUGCUCCCUGUUGUCGUCAAGGUGAUGACCGGUCAAUAUUCCGAGCUGCAGAUGUUCGGCAGCGAUUGGGAUACCGUCGAUGGCACCGCAGUGCGGGACUUCAUCCACGUCACCGAUCUGGCUCGCGGUCACAUUGCAGCUCUCAGCACUGCAAAUGAGGGCAAGCUCACUGAAAACUUCCGCACAUUCAACCUGGGUACCGGCUCAGGGAACUCGGUGUUGGAUGUUGUCACCACUAUGGAGGCUGUUUCUGCCAAGUCCAUUCCCAGAAAGGCAGCUGAUCGCCGUGCGGGUGAUGUGGGAUCCUGUGUGGCGGUUGCCGACCGAUCUCGAGAAGAGCUCCAGUGGAAGACACAAAAGUCUUUGAAAAAUGCAUGCGAGGAUAUCUGCAAUUUCCUCGAGGUCAGCGGUCUGUCCUCAUAG